AUGGGCAAGUCAAAUCUUGAACUGGUCGUUGAAUGCGAUAACUUCCCCUACUACGAGGACGAUCGCGCCGCUUACACGGAGAAUCUCAACAACUACCAUGCAUUCAAAGUAACUGGAUAUGAUGUAACACUCGGCUACAUCCUGAACUCAGUUGUGGAGAAGUUCUCCUGGUCAGAAAGCAGCUGGGCCAUCGACUCCGCCGCCCGCACCGUGACACUCGUAACCCCCGCGAACGCCGACCCCGCAUUCCGCAGCAAACUCGUCCACGAGACAAUCGUCGAAGCAGUAAAACAAGACAAGUUUGAGGUCCUCAAGAAAUGGCGAAACGAGAAAUACCCCGUCUACGGACCGGGUGGUGAAUUCCUCCUGGAAAUGGAGCGCUGCGCGUCCCCCCUGUUCGGCAUCGUUUCCUACGGCGCUCACAUGACCGGCUACGUGCACGACGAAUCCGGGUACAAGAUCUGGGUUCCUCGCCGCGCAAAGAACAAACAAACAUACCCAGGCUUGCUAGAUAAUACAGUUGCCGGAGGUAUGAGUACCGACGAAAACCCAUUCGAGUGCAUCGUCCGCGAAGCAAUGGAAGAAGCGUCACUGCCUGAAGCUGCCGUGCGCGCUGCAAUCGUUGCCUGUGGCUGUGUGACGUACUCGCACGUGCGUGAUGCGCGUGCUGGAGGUGAAACUGGUCUUAUUCAGCCUGAAGUCGAGUAUGUCUAUGAUCUCAAGCUGGACGCGGAGACCAUUCCGAAGCCCUGUGAUGGGGAAGUCGAGGAAUUUAUGCUGCUCUCUGUUCCUGAGAUCCAGCAGGCGUUGGCGAAUGGAGAGUUCAAGCCUAAUUGCGCGACUAUCAUGAUUGAUUUCUUUAUUCGGCAUGGUAUUCUGACGGCCGAGAAUGAGCCGGAUUUCUUGCGCAUUGUGGCGGGUUUGCAUCGUCGAUUAGAAUACCCACUGCGUUCCAUUGUGUGA
Messenger RNA from Penicillium soppii, 963 nucleotides. RefSeq names its product thiamine pyrophosphokinase-related protein. The record is from RefSeq and is a predicted model, not a curated record. The transcript is spliced from 2 exons. Bases 1 to 963 code for a protein of 320 amino acids. Gene Ontology annotation, molecular function: 8-oxo-dGDP phosphatase activity. Lineage: Eukaryota; Fungi; Ascomycota; Eurotiomycetes; Eurotiales; Aspergillaceae.